UGUAUCUCUCUCUCUUCUCUGUUUCUACUCUUGCCGUCACACCCUUACUCGUAGAGAGACAGAUAGAGAUAGAGAUAGAGAUGGAGAAAGCAAUCGAUAGACAGAGAGUUGUGCUCCAGCACCUUCGUCCCUCUUCCACCUCUUCUUCCCUCGAGAACAUCGAAUCUUCUCUUUCAGCAUCUGUCUGUGCUGCUGGGGAUAGUGCAGCAUACCAUAGAACCUCUGUCUAUGGGGAUGACGUAGUCAUAGUCGCCGCAUAUCGGACUGCACUUUGCAAGUCAAAGAGGGGAGGUUUCAAGGAUACUUUUCCUGAUGAUUUACUCACACCUGUUCUGAAGGCAUUGAUAGAGAAAACAAAUCUGAACCCAAGUGAAGUUGGAGACAUCGUUGUGGGCACAGUAUUGGCAACAGGCUCUCAAAGGGCAAGUGAAUGUAGGAUGGCUGCAUUUUAUGCUGGUUUCCCUGAAACUGUGCCGAUUAGAACUGUGAAUAGGCAGUGUUCAUCUGGUCUUCAGGCCGUUGCCGAUGUAGCCGCAGCUAUUAAAGCUGGAUUUUAUGAUAUUGGGAUUGGUGCUGGGUUGGAAUCCAUGACAUCAAACCCAAUGGCAUGGGAAGGAUCAGUCAAUCCAAGAGUCAAGACAAUGGCACAAGCCCAAAAUUGUCUACUCCCCAUGGGUGUUACUUCAGAAAAUGUUGCACAUCGUUUUAAUGUAACAAGGCAGGAGCAAGACCAGGCUGCGGUUGAUUCACAUAGAAAGGCUGCUGCAGCGACUGCUUCUGGUAAAUUUAAAGAGGAAAUAAUCCCUGUGGCAACCAAGAUUGUUGAUCCAAAAACUGGAGAAGAGAAACCAGUUACGAUCUCCGUUGAUGAUGGAAUUCGGCCAAAUGCAACAUUGUCAGAUCUGGCAAAACUGAAGCCUGUAUUUAAGAAAGAUGGGACGACCACUGCUGGAAAUUCUAGCCAAGUGAGUGAUGGUGCUGGAGCUGUCCUCUUGAUGAAGAGAAGCCUUGCAAUGCAAAAAGGGUUACCCAUUCUUGGUGUAUUCAGGACUUUUGCUGCUGUUGGUGUAGACCCUGCUAUCAUGGGUGUUGGUCCUGCCGUUGCAAUUCCAGCUGCCGUCAAGGCUGCGGGUCUUGAACUUGAUGAUAUUGAUCUUUUUGAGAUAAAUGAGGCAUUUGCAUCCCAAUUCGUAUAUUGCCGUAAGAAGCUAGAACUUGAUCCAGAAAAGAUCAAUGUUAAUGGAGGUGCAAUGGCCAUUGGGCAUCCUCUGGGUGCCACAGGAGCACGCUGUGUUGCCACAUUACUGCAUGAGAUGAAGCGUCGUGGCAAAGACUGCCGCUUUGGUGUCAUAUCGAUGUGCAUAGGCACAUGAAUGGGGGCUGCUGCUGUUUUCGAAAGAGGUGACUCCGUUGAUGAGCUCUGCAAUGCUCGGAAGAUUGAGAGCAACAACCUGCUAUCGAAAGAUGCUCGAUAGAAUCCACCAUUCAUUCUUUUCAAAUUACUGCAAACAAUGUCAUAGCUGAGGUUGGAAACUCUAGCAAAGCAAUGUAAUAAUGUGGGUUGUGGGGCUUUAAGCCCGGUAUGAUUAUAUCUCAAUAAUGUGAUACAUAAGGAGUUGUUGGCUAGCCAUAGACGAUCUGGAAUAUUCCUGGGCCUGUAAUGGCUGACCAUAGAUGUGUCACAAAAGGCCACCAAUGGGUGGUCUUAAUCUGUAGUUUGACUUUUUUAAAAAAGAAAAUUUAUUUAUAUAAUUUUGUUCUUCAUUAGGCAGGGAACACUAAAUUCUGGAUA
This is a messenger RNA of Camellia sinensis, 1792 nucleotides long. RefSeq names its product 3-ketoacyl-CoA thiolase 2, peroxisomal. Gene Ontology annotation, molecular function: acetyl-CoA C-acyltransferase activity. Gene Ontology annotation, cellular component: peroxisome. The record is from RefSeq and is a predicted model, not a curated record. NCBI's taxonomy places the organism in Eukaryota, Viridiplantae, Streptophyta, Magnoliopsida, Ericales, Theaceae. Gene Ontology annotation, biological process: phenylacetate catabolic process; fatty acid beta-oxidation.